This is a messenger RNA of Dipodomys ordii (Ord's kangaroo rat), 1469 nucleotides long. It is a transcript of the gene Yrdc, whose product is annotated as yrdC N(6)-threonylcarbamoyltransferase domain containing. Gene Ontology annotation, biological process: regulation of translational fidelity. The annotation marks the transcript as partial. Gene Ontology annotation, molecular function: nucleotidyltransferase activity; double-stranded RNA binding; tRNA binding. NCBI's taxonomy places the organism in Eukaryota, Metazoa, Chordata, Mammalia, Rodentia, Heteromyidae. The record is from RefSeq and is a predicted model, not a curated record. Gene Ontology annotation, cellular component: cytoplasm. The transcript has 5 exons.
GUGGCCGUUCCCACCGACACGCUGUACGGCCUGGCCUGCUCGGCCGGCUGCUCGGCGGCACUGGACGCCGUGUACCGCCUCAAGGGCCGCAGCGAGGUGAAGCCGCUGGCCGUGUGCCUGGGCCGCGUGGCCGACGUCUACAGGUACUGCCAAGUGACAGUGCCUGAGGAGCUCCUGAAAGACCUCUUGCCAGGACCAGUGACCCUGGUGAUGGAACGCUCCGGGGAGCUCAACAAAGACCUCAACCCUUUUACUCCUCUUGUAGGCAUCAGAAUUCCUGACCAUGCCUUCAUGCAAGACUUGGCUCAGAUGUUUGGGGGGCCUCUUGCUCUCACAAGUGCUAAUCUCAGCUCCCAGACCAGUUCUCUGAACAUAGAGGAAUUCCAAGACCUCUGGCCUCAUUUGUCCCUGGUCAUUGAUGGGGGACCAAUUGGGGAUGGCCAGAGUCCUGAAUGUCGCCUUGGUUCUACUGUGGUUGACUUAUCUGUGCCUGGAAAAUUUGGCAUUAUUCGUCCAGGCUGUGCUCUGGAAAAUACUACAGCAAUCCUCCAACAGAAGUACGGGCUGCUCCCUUCACAUGGGUCCUGCUCGUGACACUCAGGAGGGAGGACCAAGGACACUGCUGGAUACUAUGUGUCUGCCUGCUGCUGGUUGUCAGGCCUCAUUUGCAGAGGCCAGUGGAGCCAUGUCCCUAGCCCAGCUUUGGGCAGCAUGUCUUUCUGGACAUUGCAUACCAGAAACUGCUGGUUUACCCUCACGCUUCGUAUGGAGGGUGAGGGGAGUAGAUUAUAUUAUUCCAUAGUUUCAUAUAUCAGCCAAAAGUUGAAUAAAGAUUAAGAACAUUCCUAGGAUGGCCUGACUCUAAUAAUAGUUUUUUUUUUUCCUUUCUUCCCUCCUCCUCUUUUUAAUUGUGAAAUAUUUUAAACCAGGCAUAGUAGUGCCUGUGCCUGAAAUCAAAGCACUUAUAAUUCCAGCACACAGAAAGGAUUAUAAAUUCAAGGACAACUUGAGCUACAUAGUAUUCAAGGCCAGCCAGGUUACAUAAAGUAAAGAGAAGUAAUUUUAAGUAACAGAUUUAGAAGCUAGUGAGAGCUUCCUCUGGUGGUCCAAACCAACUAGAAGUGCUAGCGUAAAGUCCCAGGGAACCAGCACAAGGAUUUGGACUCUUGAAGCUGGAAUCUGGUUAGGAUAAACAUUGUAAAGCUAUAAAGCAAACUCUCCUUUGAGCCAGAAGACAAUCAUUUUGAUCUAAUGAUGGAAAUACUGGAGAGGGAUCCAAAUUAAACAAUAGCUGAAAACAAACCUAUAAUAUCCUUUUUAGCCGUACUUCCUUAUUUAUCCCUAGCAUAAGUUAUAUGCGUAAUUUAUUUAACUCCAGUGUUUACUCAGCAGCUUAUUCAUAUGUAUAUCAAGUGUUAUACAUAAUUAUUGGGCAUUUCGAACUUUUAAUAAAAAUGCUAUUAAACACA